Molecule: messenger RNA, 1190 nt
Organism: Branchiostoma floridae (Florida lancelet)
Lineage: Eukaryota; Metazoa; Chordata; Leptocardii; Amphioxiformes; Branchiostomatidae
Product: mediator of RNA polymerase II transcription subunit 22-like
Exons: 3
Coding region: 88-510 (140 amino acids)
Biological process (GO): regulation of transcription by RNA polymerase II
Cellular component (GO): mediator complex
Molecular function (GO): transcription coregulator activity
Source: RefSeq, a predicted model, not a curated record
UGGUUCCAACCAAAGACGACAAAGCGGGAAGUAAGAUGGUAGAUUUGUGGUACUGUUGCUCACAAAUCACAGAAUUUAGGUGUUGAGAUGUCACAACAGCGAGGUAUAACACAGAGCAAAGAGUCACUACUCAAGUCUUACAACAAGCGCCUUAAAGAUGACGUCAAAUCUAUCCUGGAUAACUUCACAGAGAUACUCAAGGCGGCCAAGGUGGAAGAACAGAACCAAGUGUCGACCCUGACACAGUCAGACCAGGCUCGGUACGAGAUGCAUGUCAGAGCCGCCAAUAUUGUCCGAGCCGGUGAGUCGCUCAUGAAGCUUGUUUCUGACCUGAAGACAUUCCUCAUUCUUAAUGACUUUCCUUCUGUAAACGAAGGCAUCAACCAGAGAACUCAGCAACUCAAGGCCAUCCAGGCGGAGUGUGACACAAAACUGUUGGCUCUGAGAGAUGACAUGGCAGCUGACUUGUACGACUUAGAGGAAGAGUACUAUUCCUCAAGAUAUAAGUGACAUUUGAGACAUAGUCAGUGGAUUUUUUGUGUGAAAAAUUCCUUUAAAGUGUAAGACUUCAUUUCGCCAUGUGAGAAAACGGAGGUAACGAUGGUGUUCAUAGUGUGCACACAUUGUGCAGUGUGCAGUACUUAAGUUAACAUUAUUUCUGCCUUUUGAUGUACAGGAAGGUUAGUCCACCAGAAGUGGACUGUGCUUUUAAUUAGUUUCACAUAACGUGUAUAUGUGCUGAGUGCUAAGCUGAAAAUAUAACCCGUAUGUUCAAUUUUGAGGUCUUUGGUAAAACCUGGUCGGCGUGUAAACCUGCAACCUUAAGCUUCCGAAUACAAAGCUCUGCCCACUAGGCUGUUACAUCAGUAACAUCCAAAGUGGAGAGGUAACCACAAAAAACAGACAUUGCACAAAUACAUGUACACUGUCAAUAUUUUAAAUCCAUAGUGUGAAUUAAGAGUUUGUGUUGCUCCAGACAUCGAUGUACCUUCAAUCUUUUCAGUUAGAAGGUAACUAUUUUUUUGUUUCCUAUAGAUAUUUCAUCAUUUUCUUGCGUUGACAAGAAACAAUCAUGGCUCCCAGUCGAGAAGGACUGCAAGGAUGAUAAUUUGAAAUGGACUCUCAGAGUACAACUUUGUAACAGUUCAGAGCAAAGCUAAACUUUAGCCCAUUGAAGGGCACAUGUACAU